AUGGUUGAUGCUCAGUAUGCACCACUUACUGCAACUUUGGUGAGAACGCUUACUGAUAAACUGUACGAGAAGAGGAAAGCUGCUGCUCUUGAUAUAGAGAAGUUUGAUUUAUUUUAUUAUAGCUCUACCAUUGUAUGUAAUAUGAUUAUGAGCAGAUGG
This is a messenger RNA of Loa loa (African eye worm), 159 nucleotides long. RefSeq lists its product as hypothetical. The record is from RefSeq and is a predicted model, not a curated record. The annotation marks the transcript as partial. Lineage: Eukaryota; Metazoa; Nematoda; Chromadorea; Rhabditida; Onchocercidae. The transcript has a single exon.